Messenger RNA from Phaeoacremonium minimum UCRPA7, 2670 nucleotides. Its product is annotated as putative forkhead domain-containing protein. Bases 1 to 2670 code for a protein of 889 amino acids. The transcript is spliced from 3 exons. Gene Ontology annotation, cellular component: nucleus. NCBI's taxonomy places the organism in Eukaryota, Fungi, Ascomycota, Sordariomycetes, Togniniales, Togniniaceae. Gene Ontology annotation, biological process: regulation of ribosomal protein gene transcription by RNA polymerase II. Gene Ontology annotation, molecular function: DNA-binding transcription factor activity; protein binding; sequence-specific DNA binding. The record is from RefSeq and is a predicted model, not a curated record.
AUGACGGACGCCCAGGCAUUGGGCGCUGCCAUGUCGCAAAGCAACGGCUUUCCCAAUGCGCCCAUGGAUAUUUUCGGACAACAUCCCGUUGCUAACUACAACCUUAUGAUGGCCCUGGCAAUGUCCGCCAACCAGGCCUCGCCCCUCCCGACCGUUACACCCUCACAAGUGUCCCUCCCAAACAACAUGAACGACGGUGGAGACCCCCUCGCCGUCGGCAACGGCCUCCAUCCUGCCGCCGCAGCUGCCGCCGCUGCCGGUCAGAACCUCGAAUCCUUUGCGCGCAUCGAGUUUGCCGACAGCACUUUUCAGAUGACGACCUAUGCCGUGAUCAUUGGACGCGAUCAGCGCGCUUUGGAACAAGCCCGCGUAGACGAGAAACGGGCUGAGCAGCAUCAGCGCCACAUCGAAGAAAAUGCGGCUCUUGGGCUGCCGCCGCCUUCACCCCCGCAAGACUACCGCGGCAAAUUCAGCAAGUCGUAUGUCAGCGAGGAGGGCGGCAUGCUGGGGCCAGAGUCAGACGGCGAGGACAACCCGCGCCCGGCUAAGCGAAGGAAAACGAACUCAGGAGGUUCGAACUCGAAUAAGGCUGAGCAACAGCCGCUGCCGGAUGUUGAGGAGCAAAAUGCGCAGGGCAACAAAAAGGACUUGAUCUCCGACAGGCAAUACGUCUCCCACACUCCUGGUGCUGCUGCAGUGGACCUCGCUUCACUUAGACCGUCCCCCUAUCAUGUUCCUUUCAUAGGGAUACAUUCUCCUGGGCCCAACAUAGCUGCCAACACCAAGGCCAUAUCCCGUGAGCACCUGAAGAUCCAGUUCAAUCAGGAAAAGGGUGUCUUCGAGGCCAUCCCGCUGCACAGGAAUGGUUUCUUCCACGAGGAAGUUCACCAUAGAGAGGAGAAGGUGGUGUUGAGGAGUGGUGAUCACCUCCAGAUCAAAGAUGUCGAGUUCACCUUCAUCAUUAAUGGCGUCCCCGAGGGUAAGACUGGCGCGGAGCAAUACUUUGAUGAGGAGGAAUCAACCAGCAAAAAAUGUUAUUCAGAAGGUGGUAAGGAGAUGAGUUUCGAGUUUGAGAGCUCUCAUGGUGGCGAGCUUCGCGAUACCAGUGAAGAUGAAUCCGAGAAGGAGGAUGCCGAGAAUGAAGGGUCCGAUGACGAGGGCGAGGAAGACGAAGAAGAAGAGGGUAAUGAAGAUGAGGACGACGAGGAAGUCCUAGAAACGGUCGAGUCAGACCAGGAUGUAAAACCUGAACCUGAACCCGAACCUCUCCCGCUACAAUUACCGAUGCCACCUAAGAAGAGAGGUCCAGGUAGACCUCCCAAAAAUGGUAUCAUGUCGAAGCGAGAGGAAAGAUUACUGAAGAAACAAGCUCUUGAAGCGGCGAAAAAGAAGCUGCCUCAACCGCCCCCGGGUGAGCCGCCCAUUAAGAGGAAGGUCGGCCGUCCCAGGAAGCAUCCGCUGCCGGAAGAUCAGCCCGAUAAACCAGAAAAGCGAAAGUACAAGCCGCGGAAACCAAAGAAUGAGGAUGGAGCUGAGGGCUCGGAUGCAGAAAAGGCACCCAAGGAGAAGAGGAGGGAAAAGCCGAAGACGCCUCCUUUGGAGUUGAAGAUGGAGGACUUCACUGAAGAACAACUCCAGAAGCCAAAUAAGAAUUACGGCGUGCUGAUCGAUGAGGUUCUAUCAGAUGCGCCGCCUGAGGGUCUCACCCUUAAACAGAUUUAUAAAAGGAUACAGAAACGUUAUCCUUAUUACUUUUUUGUUGUGGAUACGAAGGGAUGGGAGAGCAGCGUACGGCAUAACCUUAUUGGGAACGAUGCAUUCAAGAAGAAUGAAGAGACACACCUAUGGUGCCGUGUACCUGGAAUUGAGUUGGAUGCUGGAAAGAAGCGCAAGGCAGCGUCUCCCGAUCAGACUGCGGCAUCAAUGGGAACGUGGGCAUGGCUGCUCAAGGCUAUCCUCCUGGCACAAUGCCGCCACAGCGGUUCCCACCGAAUGGCCAAGCUUAUGCUGGUCACCAAGGCAGUCCUCCUUAUGGAGCUCAAGCGCCUGCUCCAGGAGCUCACAUUCCUGGACGACCAGGCUAUCCUAUGCCGGCGCAGGCGCCAACUCCAGCGCAACUUCCAGGUUAUGGCACUCCUGGAGCUCCUCGGCCCCAGCUUUAUCAAGAAGUUCUCAACUCAAGUAGUUGCGCAACUUGAUAAGCGGACACCGCGGGCCGAGGCUAUCGCGAUGUCCGUUGUCAAUCGUGGUCUUGGUCUAGCACAAGAUAGCAUCGUACCAGAGCAUGAUGCAUUUGAGAAGGUCAUUCUGGGGGUGUUCGAGACCUACAAGACAUCCUACCCGAAACAACUUUCUCAGGAGACUACAGAUCCAGCUGUUCUUGCACGGGCUGCCUCAGGGCAGUUCCUCGAUCCUCAGCUCGUUCUUGUGAUUAUGCGCUUCAAAGCAAGCAUGCUUGAGAUUAUCAAGUCGAAGCUUGGAGCUCAGAAAUCAGAGGUGCUCAUUCUCUCAGCUAUUGACCGAGUUCUUGGCUUCACGGAGAAGACGGUCACGUACACGGAGAGCGAGGCAGAGCGCAAAGAAUUUGCUGAUGCGGAGAACAUCUUGAUACCUGCUUUGAAGGCCAAGAUCGACGAAUACUUGAGAUCUCAGCCUCCGCCGAGUCGCUGA